AUGGCGACUAAAAGACUGCUCGUUUCAGAAGUUCUCUGGUAUUUUCUUGAAAAUAGUGAAAAUUUUGACAAAGUAAAUUUUCAAAAUUUAGUUUCUGAUUUUUUUUCACAUGAAGAAUUAUCAGCUGCAAAAAAAAUUCUGAUUAAUGAAAUUGAAAAUCUUAAAAAAGAGAAAAAAGAGAAAUUGUUCAAUAAAUCCAGAGGUAACACUAAAAUUGAUAAAACUUUAGAUGUUAUUGAUUUAUUAAAAUUUAUUUUGGAAAAUGAAAUGGCUCAGCUUCUGCCAACUUUUGUAAUUCUUAAUAUUAAAAGAAUUCCAAAUAAUCCGUUAACUAAUUUAACGGACUUAUUCAUAAAAAACGAAAAAAUUGAAAAUAAAAUAAACCAAUUGUUGGACACAAAUAAAAAUGUUCUAAACAAGUUGACAGCUGCAUUGACAUGUACAAACAACAUUUCAACAAGUUCAGAUAAAACGUACAACAACAACAAUAUCCACCUGAACGACAGCAAAGAAAUAACAAAUACUCCGAUUAUAAAUCCUAAAAUUUCUUGGGUUAACAAGAUGAAAAAUGAAACACAAUCAGAUGACAGUCAAAUUGUCGGCUCACAAGCAGAUGAUUCUUUUUUUACUGCUUCCAAACAAAUAAUAAAGAAAAAAAUUUUUUACGUGGGCAACGUUGACCUUCCAAACAGCACCAUGAUUGUGAAACACUGCGAGAGCAAAGGCAUCAAGGUCAUCACAUGUCUCCCUGUCUCGAAGAAAAAUGACACAGACGAUCCUCCAAGCUUUACAUCAUUCAGAUUGUGCGUACCAGCGGCGGAAUUCAACAAGGUGAUGUCGCCUUCAAACUGGCCCAGCUCCGUACUAAUCCGUGAAUGA
Helobdella robusta is the source of this 879-nucleotide messenger RNA. RefSeq lists its product as hypothetical. The record is from RefSeq and is a predicted model, not a curated record. The transcript has 2 exons. Lineage: Eukaryota; Metazoa; Annelida; Clitellata; Rhynchobdellida; Glossiphoniidae. Bases 1 to 879 code for a protein of 292 amino acids.